Somion occarium is the source of this 1793-nucleotide messenger RNA. The record is from the annotation of a GenBank genome assembly. Lineage: Eukaryota; Fungi; Basidiomycota; Agaricomycetes; Polyporales; Cerrenaceae.
UCGGCCAAAGCCGGAGCGUCCUCACCGUCAUCCAUCUCAACGUGAAGUGAACCUUCCUCUUCGUUCCCAACGUCUAUUAUAUCUUUCCUCAAUGUUCAGAACGUCGGCCGCACGCAGGGCGUCGCGUCUUGCAAGAAACUUCGCGACUGUCGUUGACACCGCUGGCGUGAAGGUCGCUGCGGUCGACAAUGGCGAAGCAACCUCCGCUGUCACUUUCCUCGUGAAGGCUGGAAGUCGGUAUCAAAACAAGCCUGGCGUUGCCCAUGCUCUUAAAAAUUUCGCCUUCAAGAGCACGAGCAAACGUUCUGCGCUUGGUACGAUUCGCGAGUCUGAGUUGUACGGUGGCGUUCUCUCCUCAAGCCUGUCGAGAGAGCAUUUGGCAUUGACUGCAGAGUUCUUGCGUGGUGACGAGCCAUUCUUCGUGGAUGUCCUCUCUUCCUUCCUCACCAAUGCCAAGUUCACUCGUCAUGAGCUCCAAGAAUACGUUGCUCCCGUCUGUGAAAGCGAAGCUACUGCUGCUGCAGAGAACCCUGCAAGCCGUGCAGUUGAACUCGCACACAUCCUCGCUUUCCGUCAGGGACUCGGCGCGCCAUUGUUCUCUACUGCAGAUAACCAUGUUACCGUUGACUACAUCAAGGAUUUCGCGUCUUCGGCCUUCACGAAGGACAACGUUGCUGUUCUGGGCACCGGUGUUAGCCAGGAAACCCUCAGCAAGCUCGUUGAGCAAUCCUUGGGCUCUCUCGCCUCUUCUGGUUCCCUUUCAUCCCCCGCUUCGACCUACUUCGGUGGUGAGACCCGUGUUGAUUCUCACCAUGGUCCUCAAACCGUUUUCAUUGGCUUUGGCAAGACUGGCGCAUUCUCCCCUGAACUCGCCGUUCUUAGUUCGCACCUCUCCCCUCAGCCAUCUUUGAAAUGGAGCAAGGGUCUUUCACCUAUUGUUGCCGAAAUCCCUGAGACCGCGUCUGUACAGACCGUAUUGUUGCCUUACUCUGAUGCCUCGUUGUUCGGAUUGCUUGUCCAGGGUCAGACUACGGAGGACGUCAAGGCUGCUGGAAAGGCUGCUGUGGCUGCUUUGAAGGAGGCCGGAAAUGUCAAGGGUGAGGAAUUGAAGAGGGCUAUUGCCAAGGCGAAGUUUGCUAUUGCGAGCAGUGCGGAGGGCAGAAAUGGCUUGAUUGCGACGUUGGGCCCUAAGGUUCUCUCCGGUGCUGCUUCGACGCUCGAGGAUACACUUUCUUCGCUCGACAAGGUUCAAGCUUCUGCAUUGUCUCAGGCGACUGCUUCUCUCUUGAAGACUAAGCCGACGUAUGUUGCUGUCGGGGACAUCAGCGCACUUCCAUAUGCAGAUGAGCUCGGGCUCUGAGAUACAAUCUAGAUUACUUUAGUAGUAACAAUUCAGUCUAACCUCAUCCUCUGGCUUUUCGGUCAAGCUGCCGUAUUAUCCGUCAGUGCAAAGACAUCCGAGAUGCUAAGAUGAUGCUGAAUUGCUAUAAAUUGUGACACUCAUCAAAACGUUUAUAGAAAGCGUAAAAGACAGAGUCUGUGUUCAAUUCGGAUCGAAACAAUAUCCCAUUCCUUUAAGGACUGAAGUUGACGUCAGGAAGCGAGUCGGGUGGCUGUAUAAGUAUGUUUGAGAGUUAGCGUUAAAGUACGAAAACUCUAGUCUCCCCCAGGCAGACUUAUAUACAGGUCUAUAGAAGGGAGGACGGACGCGAAAACUCGAGGCGGCUUGAUUUGCCUGGUGCAGAGUAGUUCAUACGCAGGUGCGACAAUCUUAACCUUAUACGUAGAUUAUA